AUGACCGUCACUUACUCCAGUAAAGUCGCCAACGCCUCCUUCUUCAGUUUCCACCGGCUGCUGCUGCGCUGGAGGGGAAGCAUCUACAAGCUGCUGUACCGGGAAUUCACUAUGUUCGUCCUGCUUUACACCGUCCUGAGCGUCGUGUACAGACUCGUCCUCUUUGACGAUCAGAAGAGACUGUUUGAGAAAGUUUCCAUGUACUGUGACAAGUACGCAGAGCAGAUCCCUGUCACCUUCGUCCUGGGUUUUUAUGUGACUCUGGUGGUGAAUCGAUGGUGGAACCAGUUUGUGAAUCUGCCGUGGCCCGACAGACUGAUGUUCCACAUCUCCAGCUGUGUUCAGGGUAAAGAUGAAUAUGGCCGCCUCCUGCGCAGGACGUUGGUGCGAUACGUCAACUUGACGUCGCUCCUCAUCUUCCGUUCCGUCAGCACCGCCGUCUGCAAACGAUUCCCGACCAUGGACCACGUGGUGGAAGCAGGUUUUAUGACUCCGGAGGAGAGAAAGGUUUUUGACAACAUCCGCUCACCUCACCUGAAGUACUGGAUUCCUGUGGUCUGGUUCUCCAACCUGGCGUCUAAAGCUCGACAAGAAGGACGUAUCCAGGACAGCAUCGACCUGCAGAAUAUUCUCAAUGAGAUGAACCUGUUCAGAACUUGGUGUGCGACUCUUUUCGGCUACGACUGGGUCGGCAUCCCACUGGUCUACACACAGGUCGUCACUCUGGCUGUCUACACCUUUUUCGUCGCUUGUCUAAUCGGUCGACAGUUUCUGGACCCUGCCCAGUGUUACCAAGGUCAUGACCUCGACCUCUACGUCCCCGUCUUCACCCUGCUGCAGUUCUUCUUCUACUCCGGCUGGCUGAAGGUCGCAGAGCAGCUGAUCAACCCAUUUGGAGAAGAUGACGACGACUUUGAAGUCAACUGGAUCAUCGACCGGAAUCUUCAGGUGUCGCUGUUGGCUGUGGAUGAAAUGCACAUGAACUUGCCUCACAUGACCAAAGACAUGUACUGGAACGACUGUGACGCUCGACCACCGUACACGCUGGCUGCCGCCGACUACUGCAUCCCCUCCUUCCUCGGCUCCACCACAGACAUGGGACUCUCAGACAUUCUCCAGUUUGAUGAGGCCGACAUUAGCGACAGUUGUCCUCGGCAACCGGAGUGUGUACUGACCCGGCGCCAAGAGUCGGUUCUUGGGCGAGUCCGCCGGCUGCUGAGCGUCCAGGAGCCUCCUGAACUCCGACCUCCUCGACCCAUCUUCAAACGGCACAGCAGUGAUGCAACAGGAAGCUUCUUCCCGGACUUCAGGCUCAGUCCAGGUGCAGGUGGCCUGGCCCCAACCCCCUCCCUGGUCACCUCCCCUCCUCCCAUGGACACCUUGUCCACAUUGAGGGAGGUCAACAGUAGCCCUGCCUCCCCUGAGGUCUCCCCCUCUGCUGUGUUCCCCCGGCUUCUCAUCAGCCCGCCAGUGUUUGACGUCUGGAACAAGACAGAUUCUUCUGCCAACGCCGAGGAGGCGAACGUCCACAACGGUUUGGAUCCUUCCUCCACGGAAGAGGCGCCAGGCCUGGAAAAUCCAAGGGCCGACUCCCUGGUUUGUUGCUCCCCCACUCAAUUAGGGCCAAAGGAUUUCCAGUGGACAGCAACAAAUAUCCAGAAUCGGCAAUCAACUCGACCACGAAGGCGUCAGUUCUCCCUGCAGUUUUCCAGGCAGACGUCGAAGUCGUCGGUUCGCAGCCUGCCAAGCCCGAAGGGCCUGGGGAGGCGCAGGCGAUGUCUAGCUCGAUUCCAGUCCAGAAGAUCACCUGGUCCACCGAGCGACACUCUGCAGCUCCCGGACCGCGAGCAGGACCCCAGCUUCCAGGGAAUGACUGAGGAUGAUGAGUCAGACAGAACCAACAACAGCAAGGACCUCGAAAACAACAACUCCCGGUCACGCAGUUCAGGAGAGAAAAGAGAACCACUCACUUAG
Messenger RNA from Limanda limanda (common dab), 1974 nucleotides. Its product is annotated as bestrophin-3-like. Gene Ontology annotation, molecular function: chloride channel activity. The coding region runs from base 1 to 1974 and encodes 657 amino acids. The record is from RefSeq and is a predicted model, not a curated record. Lineage: Eukaryota; Metazoa; Chordata; Actinopteri; Pleuronectiformes; Pleuronectidae. The transcript is spliced from 13 exons.